AACUAGGACCCUUCUUUCCUAGAGGUGAUGGCCGUGGUCUUAGAAGAAAUACUAAAUCUUGGAAUAAAGCAUCAAAUCUUCUAUUUAUUGAAUCUCCUGCUGGUGUUGGAUGGUCUUAUUCAAACACAUCUAGUGAUUAUACUUGCGGAGAUGACUCUACUGCUAAGGAUAUGCUCACUUUCAUGCUCAGAUGGUACGAAAAGUUUUCAGAAUUAAAAUCUAAACCUUUGUUCCUUACAGGUGAAAGUUAUGCAGGACAUUAUAUACCACAGUUGGCAAAUGUCAUACUAGACUACAACAAGCAGUCCAAGGAUUUUAAGUUUAACCUAAAGGGAGUAGCUAUUGGAAAUCCACUUCUGAGACUUGACAGAGAUGUUCCAGCAGUGUACGAAUAUUACUGGUCACAUGGAAUGAUAUCAGAUGAAUUAUAUUUGAGAAUCAAAGAACACUGCAAUUUUGAUGAUUAUGAAUUCCCAGUUCCUCAUAAUGAGCCAAUCUCAUGCAACCAAGCUAUUGAUGAAGCAUAUAAAGUAAUUUCUGACUAUAUUAAUGUCUACGACGUUAUUUUGGAUGUCUGUUAUCCUUCUAUUGUUCAGCAAGAGCUGCGUUUACACAAACAAGUUACAAAGAUGAGUAUGGGAGUAGAUGUAUGCAUGACAUCAGAAAGAUAUUUCUAUUUCAACCUUCCUGAGGUUCAGAAAGCUCUUCAUGCUAAUCGCACUAAUCUACCUUACGAAUGGACCAUGUGCAGUGAUGUGCUGAAUUACUCUCAAUCAGAUGGUGAUACGGAUAUGCUUCCAUCCCUCAAAAAUAUUAUUCAACAUGAUGUUCCUCUUUGGAUAUUCAGUGGAGAUCAAGACUCAGUGGUACCACUAAUAGGGUCAAGAACAUUGGUGCGAGAAUUAGCUAAUGAUUUAAAGAUGACGACAACAGUAUCAUAUGGAGCAUGGUUUCACAAAGGGCAAGUAGGAGGAUGGCAAGUUGAAUAUGGUGAUAAACUCACAUUUGCAACAGUAAGAGGAGCUGCUCAUAUGGUUCCCUACGCACAGCCAUCUAGAGCUUUGCAUCUUUUCAGCUCAUUCGUUCAUGGUAGAAGAUUGCCUAAUACCACUCGUAUUCCCAUUGCCUGAUGGUCAUUGAAUUAUUAAAAUUUAAUUUUCUUCUGUCAAAAGUAUAACUUACUUUAAUUUUUCACUUCCCUUCAAUAUUUUGAUGUGCAAUAAGUGAUUUCAUGAACUCUUGAAUUUGGCAGCCCGCUAAUGCAAAGUAUAUAUUAAUGGCUGCUUUUACGAUCCGAACCCAUAAUUAUAGAUUCUUGGAUUGAUUGUUUUUAUCUUAUAAGGUGAACCCUUAAAGUUGAUUCAA
Molecule: messenger RNA, 1365 nt
Organism: Nicotiana attenuata
Lineage: Eukaryota; Viridiplantae; Streptophyta; Magnoliopsida; Solanales; Solanaceae
Product: serine carboxypeptidase-like 42
Biological process (GO): proteolysis
Molecular function (GO): serine-type carboxypeptidase activity
Source: RefSeq, a predicted model, not a curated record